AUGGAGAUCCACAAUCUUGAAGCUAAGGUUGUCAAUCUCGAGAAGUGUAAAAAAAACUCCGAGGUAAACAUGCUUCGGCUUCGCAAAUUCAUCAACCACGCCACAAGCGACAACAAGAAGCUACAGAUUGAGAACAAAGAGCUCAAGAAAAAUAUGCCAACACCGCUCGUAGAAUCUGUGGAUGUCUUACAACAGCAACUACAGCGUCGUGAGUACCAUAUUGAUAAACUUGAGGAGAAGAACCGCCAUCUCGAGCAGAAGAUCGACUGGAUGGAAACACUGCUAUUGACCGAAACGAAAAACAACCUGGAUUUGAUCAUUGACGGGGUGGAGAGGGUUGAUCUAAAACUCAUUUCUGAAGCUGCCAUUUGUCUCCUAAGCAACCACGAGUUGCAGGUGCGGAAAAUUGAUUCGGGGCGAGCAAUAGCCACGAGACCUACCUCCUGGUUCAGCUCCAGUUUGCAUAAAGUAUCAAAACUCCCUAUGCCGUUUCCCUUACGUUUCUGA
This is a messenger RNA of Penicillium diatomitis, 507 nucleotides long. RefSeq lists its product as uncharacterized. The record is from RefSeq and is a predicted model, not a curated record. NCBI's taxonomy places the organism in Eukaryota, Fungi, Ascomycota, Eurotiomycetes, Eurotiales, Aspergillaceae. The transcript has a single exon. Bases 1 to 507 code for a protein of 168 amino acids.